Molecule: messenger RNA, 606 nt
Organism: Talaromyces rugulosus
Lineage: Eukaryota; Fungi; Ascomycota; Eurotiomycetes; Eurotiales; Trichocomaceae
Exons: 1
Coding region: 1-606 (201 amino acids)
Source: RefSeq, a predicted model, not a curated record
AUGCGGUUCAGUCUCAGCUUCGGCAGCAGCAGCACAUGCUCCUCGCCGUCGCCGUCGUCGCUCCCACCACCACCAGCACCGCCUCCAACGCCCAACGAUGGCCUCUUGGACAUCACCCCUCGCAAAUCCUCCUUCUCUGGCGCCAUGGGCAUGAGCUCCGCCUGCGCUUUCCCUUCAUGGCCCAACCGUCCUUCGCUCUGGGACAACAGCCCAUCCGCAGAGUCGACCGCGAGCUCGUACCUGUCUGACGAAGACCUGUUUAUCGACUCGUCGGCUUCUUCUGCGACCGCUCCAUCUGAAAGCGCCAUCGAUGAGGAUGACCAGCAACCGCCUGUGAUGAUCGACACGCUUGUCGACAACACCACGGCCGGCGAUAUGACUACCGAAGAACAGGUGCAGCUCAUGCGCGCCGCCGCCGAAGAGAACGAGCAGCGUAUGCGGUUUCUCGCCCAUGUGCACGCGCAUGCCCGCGCCCAGCAGGCCUUCAAGGUCGCGCAGUUGGCUGCUGCUGAGCGCGAGAACGCAAAGCGCAAGAAGAAGCGUUCUGGUUCUGACAAGAAGCGCCGGUCGCCGUCCUCGGGCUCCAAGUCUAGCACUCGUCUAUGA